This is a messenger RNA of Sinocyclocheilus anshuiensis, 2044 nucleotides long. Its product is annotated as gastrula zinc finger protein XlCGF8.2DB-like. Gene Ontology annotation, molecular function: RNA polymerase II cis-regulatory region sequence-specific DNA binding; DNA-binding transcription factor activity. The transcript is spliced from 2 exons. Bases 37 to 1152 code for a protein of 371 amino acids. Gene Ontology annotation, biological process: regulation of transcription by RNA polymerase II. Lineage: Eukaryota; Metazoa; Chordata; Actinopteri; Cypriniformes; Cyprinidae. The record is from RefSeq and is a predicted model, not a curated record.
GUCAAACAUGAAGAUACUGAGGAACAAACAGACCUGAUGGCGCUGAAAGAAGAGAGUCAAGAGCUGAAUAAAAUGGAAGAGAAAGAUCAGUAUGAGAAAUGUCAUGAUUUCAUGGUUGGGGUGAAAUCUUUUAGUUACUCAAAGACUCAUAAAACAGAAACUAGAAACUUUGAAGUCCAGAUGAAAGUUCACACUGGAGAGAGCCCUUUCACCUGCCAACACUGUGGGAAGGGGUUCUCACUAAAAGGAAAUCUUAACAUUCACAUGAAAAUCCAUGCUGGAGAGAAGGCUUUCAUAUGCUCUCAGCGUGGAAAGAGAUUUACACAGAAAAAUACCCUUAAUGCCCACAUGACAGUUCACACUGGAGAGACGUCUUACACCUGCAAACUGUGUGGGAAGAGUUUCACGCGAAAAGAAAAUCUUAAAAUUCACAUGAGAAAACACAACGGAGAGAAGCCUUACACCUGCAAACUGUGUGGGAAGAGCUUCACACGAAAAGAAACUCUUAAAAUUCACAUGAGAGUUCACACCGGAGAGAAGCCUUACACCUGCAAACUGUGUGGGAAAAGCUUCACGCAAAAAGAAAAUCUUGAAAUUCACAUGAGAAUUCACACCGGAGAGAAGCCUUUCACCUGCAAACUGUGUGGGAAAAGCUUCACACGAAAAGAAAAUCUUAAAAUUCACAUGAGAGUUCACACUGGAGAGAAGCCAUUCAUAUGCUGUCACUGUGGAAAGCGUUUUAAUCAGAAAAAGUACCUUAAUGCCCACAUGACAGUUCACACUGGAGAGAAGCCGUUUGUUUGUGAUCAGUGUGAAAAGAGUUUCAUAUAUAAAGCACACCUUGAUCUUCACAUGAGGAUUCACUCAGGGGAGAACUGUUUUAUAUGUCACCAGUGUGGAAAGAGUUUCUCACAGAGAGCAAACUUUGAGAAUCACAUGAGAAUUCACACAGGAGAGAAGCCUUUCACCUGCCAAGAGUGUGGAAAGAGCUUCACGGUUAAAGGAAACCUUAAGAUUCACAUGAGAGUUCACAUUGGAGAGAAGCCUUACAAGUGUGUUCAGUGUGAAAAGAGUUUCUCGUAUCACACAAACCUGAAACGACACGAAACGAAAGCUCAUUCUGGAAAGAAAAUCCAAACCUUGCCACACUGAUGAAAAUGGCAAUUUCAACAAUCAUCUGCGCAUUCACUCUGAAGAAAGACAAUUAAAUUGUGAUCAGUCUAAUUAAAACAUCACACUUACAGAUAAAAAUUUAAAAGUUGUGUAAAUGUGAGACCCUGAUUGUGUUCUUUGUUAAAACCUAUUUGGACAGGAUUAGUUUUACAUGGAGUGGUGGGAUAGAGUAAAUAUAACCAGAGCUUCUCAGUGAUUUUAGUCCCAUCUGAAUGUGCCAUCUCAGUAAUCAUUAUGGAUAAUAUCAGUAAAUAUUUAGGUGACUUUUACCUUCAGUAAAAAGGAAAAUUAUCUCAGGUAAUGCUAUUCGCGUGCGAAUAGACUAGCUGUAAAUAUUGCGGAAAUGUUACAUCAUUUCUUGUUUAAUUCUGUCACAUGGUUUUGGGUUAUGUUUCAUGUUUAUAUUUUCAUAUCUUUUAUUUUGUAUUUCUCGCUGUCAUGCUUCCUAUUUGUCAUGUGCUUCCCUUACUCCUCGUGUUAUUCUGCCAUAUGCACCCCUUGUGAUUGGGUCAUAUCCUGAUUGGUUGUUCUAGUCAUGUGUUUUAUGUUCUAAUUGGUUCUUUGACUGAUGGUUCACAGGAGUUCCUUGUUUGUCAUUAGUCUGUUAGUAUAAAUAGCCCUCAUGUUCCUAUUGUCUCUUGUCUAGCUUCGUUGCCUGUAACACUGUUGGUGAGUUCUGUUUCUGUCCAUGUUUAGUUCAUGUUUACCAAGCCAAGUCUUUGUUUAGUUUGUGUUUAAUUCACGUUACUGCAAAUAAUACUACACAAGUUCACACUGCAACAUGUCUCCAGUUAACGUUUGUUACAGAAAGCUAGACCGUUAAAAAUGAACCCAGCAGUGCAGCUCUUGCAGCUCUCUUAUACCCCUUUUC